Danio rerio (zebrafish) is the source of this 3081-nucleotide messenger RNA. It is a transcript of the gene selenoo1, whose product is annotated as selenoprotein O1. Gene Ontology annotation, molecular function: AMPylase activity. Lineage: Eukaryota; Metazoa; Chordata; Actinopteri; Cypriniformes; Danionidae. Gene Ontology annotation, cellular component: mitochondrion. The record is from RefSeq and is marked reviewed.
GGUUUUAGCAACUUUAUAGAUUUACAGUAUAACCAAAAUUCCUUUCGGAAAAGUAAAAGCAGUGGUUUUGUUUUAAGGCACUUGCAUUAAUGAAUAUAAAAUUUGUCUAAAAUAAGAAUAUUUUUCAUUACAAACUGAACAUUAACAUAUUUUCCUCAUAAACCAAAUAAAAUAUCUAUGCAAAGAAACUUUUAAGGUCGCAAGGAAUAAAAUGAUCGAAUAGUUCGUUCCUGUGUUUGUGUUUCCAGGGGGAACAAUAACAACAACGGACCAUAUUUCCAAGAACAUUUGAGAGCAACUUGCUUCAGUUAAAGUUACGUAAUGAUGACAGCAGCACUUCUUAUCUAACAACCUUAAUUUAGACACGAGUACGAUGUGAAUGGCUUCUGUUGGAUCUCGUUUAACCCGGUUUUACAUCUCACGCCCCGGUGUUAUUGCGCGUAGAUUUCUGGCACAUGCGGGAAUGGACGACAUGGGCGUAAGCCUGAGCCGCUCUUCCCUUGAACGACUCGAGUUUGACAAUGUUGCUCUUAAAAAACUUCCUCUGGACCCGUCCACCGAACCAGGUGUCCGGCAGGUCCGAGGUUCCUGCUUCUCCAGAGUCCAGCCGACCCCUCUGAAGAACCCGGAGUUUGUGGCGGUCUCUGCUCCAGCUCUUGCGCUUCUGGGUCUGGAUGCCGAGGAGGUGUUGAAGGAUCCGCUGGGCCCGGAGUAUCUGAGCGGCUCUAAAGUGAUGCCUGGGUCAGAGCCCGCUGCCCACUGCUACUGCGGACACCAGUUUGGACAAUUUGCCGGACAGCUCGGAGAUGGAGCUGCGUGUUAUCUAGGAGAAGUGAAAGCACCGGCGGGUCAGAGCCCGGAGUUACUGCGGGAGAACCCGACUGGACGCUGGGAGAUCCAGGUGAAGGGUGCUGGACUGACUCCGUACUCCAGACAGGCCGAUGGGCGUAAGGUCUUGCGCUCCAGCAUUCGUGAGUUCCUGUGCAGUGAGGCGGUCUUUGCUUUAGGAGUGCCAACCACGAGAGCUGGAUCAGUCGUGACGUCAGAUUCUCGAGUCAUGAGGGAUAUAUUCUACGAUGGCAACCCACGCAUGGAAAGAUGCUCUGUGGUCCUGCGCAUUGCUCCCAGCUUCAUUAGGUUUGGAUCGUUCGAGAUCUUCAAGCGAGCGGAUGAGUUCACUGGCCGCCAGGGUCCCAGUUAUGGCCACGAUGAGCUGCGGACGCAGAUGCUGGAGUACGUCAUUGAGAACUUCUACCCUGAGAUCCAUCGCAAUUAUCCAGACCUCACUGAGAGAAACACUGCUUUCUUCAAAGAGGUGACUGUUCGAACAGCGAGGCUGGUGGCUCAGUGGCAGUGUGUGGGUUUCUGUCAUGGAGUCCUCAAUACUGAUAACAUGAGCAUCCUGGGCCUGACUUUAGACUACGGGCCUUUUGGCUUCAUGGACCGUUUUGAUCCUGAUUUCAUCUGCAAUGCCAGUGAUAACUCAGGCCGCUAUUCUUACCAGGCGCAGCCGGCCAUCUGCCGCUGGAAUUUAGCCCGUCUGGCUGAAGCACUGGAGCCUGAUUUACCUCCAGAUCGAGCUGAGCAGGUGCUGGACGAGUAUCUGCCUCUCUAUAAUGAUUUCUAUCUGAGUAACAUGAGGAAGAAACUGGGUUUAUUGAGGAAGGAGGAACCAGAAGACGAGAUGCUAAUCACAGAGCUCAUGCAGACCAUGCACAACACGGGUGCCGACUUCACCAACACUUUCCGCAGCUUAAGUCAGAUUUCCUGCCCGACUCAGGAGGAGGCUGAAGAUGAAAGCGAGACUAUAAAACAAGCCACAGAGCUGCUCCUGCACCAGUCUGCCUCUCUAGAGGAGCUGAAAGCUGCAAACAGACCCUCCAUGGACCCACGUGAGCUUGCAAUGCUGGUGUCCAUGGCUCAGAGUAACCCUGCCCUGUUCCAGAUGAUUUCGGACAGGGGGACAGUCUCCCGGCAGCUGGAAAGACUCUCCAGACUGAAGGAGCUGAUGGACACCACUGAAGAACAGCUGAGGGUCAAGCACACUGAACACUGGUCCGACUGGAUCCAAAAAUACAGGCAGCGACUUGCUCGUGAGUGUGAAUCUGGGGUCGAUGUGAAAGAUGUACAGACGGAGAGAGUGCGUGUGAUGAACAACAACAACCCGCACGUGGUGCUUAGAAACUACAUCGCCCAGAAUGCAAUAGCAGCAGCUGAAAAUGGAGACUUCUCAGAGGUCCAAAGAGUCCUGAAAGUGCUGGAAAAGCCUUUCUCAGUGCAGGAAGGUCUUGAACAGCCAGGUUGGAUGGGAAGAGGAGGAGCAGCUAUUCCUGGAGAAAGAGACGAGACUGAAGAAGAAGGGAGUAAUAGUUCAGGAGCAGGGGCUCGAGGGCUUGUCCCUUAUGACAGCAAACCCCCUGUCUGGGCCAAUGAGAUCUGUGUCACCUGAUCAUCAUAAAACCUUCGUGACAACUAACCUGCUCAUUAAAGCAGAAUAAUCCUGCAGAAGCUGGUUAGGCGUCAGCGGAGGUAUUAAAUGAGGUAUUAAACUCCUGUCUACCAGUUCAAAAAUGGGUAAGGUGUAAGUGAAAUGUGACUGGUUUUUAAUGAUGACUUUGACCAGCAGUCUUUGCAUGACAGGUCUCAGUCGGAAAGACAGAAGUUAAGCCUCUCUAUGUAUAAAAUGACUUGGAUUUGAAUGUAGAAGGAGCUUUGAAAGGAAACGCACAAGCCAUUGAGCAAGACAGCUUAAACGCACAAACUGGUGUAAUUGUUUACUUGGAGAGCAUCUUUUUCACACCAGAUUAAUUAGUUGCACUAAUAUGUAGCCCUGUUUUAACAUACAAUCCAUUCGUAGCUGGAACAGUCCAUUGUACAACAAUUACUUUUAAAUAGUAAUGAACUAUUUAACACUUUAUUUUUAAUAAUUUUCUAUAUAAUCAAUAAUUUUCUUUUUUCCCUUUUCUGAAACCCCCUUUCAAAAACACGAUAAACUGUGACAACAUUAUUUAUAUCAUUUUUAUGAACUUUCCGGAUUAAUAUGUGCUAUUUCUAUUUCUAUAAUAAACGUAGCAAAUUUCA